UGUUAUGACUUCACAUCAGAUCAAAGGAAGUCUUGUCAAGGAUAGACCUUGAAUCAAGCAAACCAAAGGAUUCUCAGCUAUUAGUCUCAGCAUUUGCAACACGCUAUCGAGAGAUCACCAGAGACUGUUUGUUAACUGUCAAAAUCUUGCUUUCAAAUUCAGGAACCUGCGAUUUGAGGAAUUAUGAGGAGAACAGUGGAGUCUCGAGAUAAAUCCAACAACGCUGAGAUGGAAGAAUCACGUCGCCUCAAUGUGUCAGAGGAGUGGCUUCCAACAGGGUUUUAUGUACAAUCUGAAGCUAAGACACAUGCUGAACUGCAAGUUGUGGAAGAUCUGAAGAACCAACUGACGGAUGCAAGGACGCAACUCAAAAGGGAAAUUGAGGAAAAGGAGAUGCUGGAUUCCUUAACAAGGGCACUUCAGGGGAAUUUAGAAGACCUCACAAAGAAGAAUAACACUAAGACAGGAAAGCUGGAGACAGAGAAGUUGGGUUUGAGUGUGAAGGUUAAAGAUAUGACUGCUGAGAUUGCCAGACUUCAAUUUCUGGACAACGUAAUCCAAGCAGAGAAUGAUGAUCUGAAGGGACUAUGUCACCGCAAGGAAUUUGCAGCUCAGCAAGACAAACAUGAGUUGUUAGAGAAGAUAGCCGAACUUACACACCUGAACCAGACGAUGCAGAAGAAGAACAAAAACCUAUCGGCAGAAGUGCAGGAUCGGGAAAAAAGAGAUGACUAUCUGAACAGGCAGGAUAAGACCAUUCGUGAUGAACUGGCCCAGCAUGAAUCUCAGAUACUCCAAAAUCGGGCCGAGACAGAGGAUCUGCGGGAAAAACUUAAAGAAGUUCAGGAAAAGGAGACAAUCACAGCUGAUGAGAACCAGCGCCUGAUUGGGAAGGUGGCCCACCUUGAAGCUCUGAGACAAAAAGAGGCUGGACGUCAGGCAACAAUGCUUGACCUUCAUAAACUCAUCAGUGAUAAAGAUGAGGAAAUCCAGAAGCUGACUUGUGCUGGAGAAAAGCUGAGUCGAGCAAAGCAUGAUCUUCAGAAAAGUGUAGUCUCUCUGACUGAGCAGAACAAGAGCUCAACCAAUGAGCUGACUCGACUUGAGUCUCUGGCAGCAAAACUAAAUGAGGAGAAGAGAAACCUACAGAAAGCUGAACGGGAUCUUCGGAUCCAAGUGGAGGUGGAUAAUGAACAAAUCCACAAAAUGGACGAGCACAUAACGAACCAAACCAGGCAAAUCGCUUAUAAUCAGGAACAGUUAGUUGACUAUCACAUCCUAACAACCGAUCUGAGGCAAAAGGUCGCUGAUCUUACAGACCAGCUAGAGGCGAAGACAGAGGAGGAGAUACUAGCUAGCGUUGAGCAGCAGAGAGAUGAGAUCUCAUUUGAGACGACACCUGAGGAUUAUAGCGAUGACAUCUUCUUUGACGCUACACCUGAGGAUCAGAGUGAUGACAUCUUCUUUGAAGCUACAUCUGAGGAUCAGAUCGACGGCAUCUUCGUUGACGCUACACCUCAGGAUCAGAGCGAUGACAUCUUCCAUGAUGCUACAUCUGAGGAUCAGAGCGGUGAGAGCCUACUAGGGUCUCUAGCUUCUGUAUUUUGCAGCAGAAGUUUCUGGUGGCGCUCUGCUACUCUUCUAGUGAAUGUGGGUGUACUCAUCAUCGCUGUGAAAUUAGGCCUCCCUAACAUCCCACUGCCCUACUGCAACCACAUUGUACCUCCUCCCUUCUAAACUAUAAUCCCUACAAAUUACAACUCUACUUUAAAUCCUAACAACAGAUUAAUUUAUAAAUAUAUAUUAUGAAUGUGAUAAA
This is a messenger RNA of Sebastes umbrosus (honeycomb rockfish), 1819 nucleotides long. Its product is annotated as myosin-8-like. Bases 184 to 1737 code for a protein of 517 amino acids. Lineage: Eukaryota; Metazoa; Chordata; Actinopteri; Perciformes; Sebastidae. The transcript is spliced from 2 exons. The record is from RefSeq and is a predicted model, not a curated record.